Phaedon cochleariae (mustard beetle) is the source of this 1749-nucleotide messenger RNA. NCBI's taxonomy places the organism in Eukaryota, Metazoa, Arthropoda, Insecta, Coleoptera, Chrysomelidae. The record is from the annotation of a GenBank genome assembly.
AAGGUGUCCCUCUCACUUUUUUCAUAUUUACAUGUAUACAAAUAUUUCAAGCGGUAAUUUUCGUGAGGUGGAGAAGACUAUAGUGGGUGAUUUUUAUGUGAAUCCCAGGUAUUCCAUCAGACUAGACGAUGGCGAACAAAAUCACGAAGAUAACGAAAACUCUGAUUAGGCACCGAUCUCAGACCCUCCUUACGGAUCCGGAAACCUUUUGUCCAGCGCAGGCGCAAGAGAAACAAAGGGCCAAGCCGUAUUCCCAAGUACCAGGCCCUAAAGCCAUACCAAUUUUGGGAAACACCUGGAGGCUGAUGCCCAUAGUCGGCCAGUAUGACAUUUCUGAUAUGGCAAGAGUUUCCUUAUUGUUGUACCAGGAUUAUGGAAAAAUCGUGAAACUAUCGAACCUAGUCGGUAGACCGGACUUGUUAUUUUUGUAUGAUGCUGAUGAAAUCGAAAAAAUAUACAGACAAGAGGGGCCAACCCCUUUCAGACCCUCCAUGCCAUGUCUAGUCAAAUAUAAAAGUGAUGUGAGGAAAGAUUUUUUUGGAGUAGAAGCUGGAGUUGUUGGAGUGCAUGGAGAGCCAUGGAGGAUAUUCAGAACCAAAGUCCAGAAACCUAUAUUGCAGCUUCGAACUGUCAAAAAAUAUAUAGAGCCUAUCGAAGCUGUAACAGAAGACUUCAUACAAAGGAUGUUAGAAAUGCGAGACAGCAACCAAGAAAUGCCACAUGAUUUUGACAACGAAAUUCACAAAUGGGCGCUUGAAUGUAUAGGAAGGGUUUCUCUGGACACUAGAUUAGGCUGCCUAGAUGCCAAUUUGCCAACAGAUUCUGAGCCUCAGAAAAUCAUUAACGCGGCCAAAUACGCGCUGAGAAAUAUCGCACUCCUGGAACUGAGGUUUCCUUUCUGGAGAUACUUUCCUACUACCAUAUGGACCAAUUAUGUGAAAAACAUGGAUUAUUUUAUCGAGAUUUGUACAAAGUAUAUAGAUGAAGCAAUGGCCCGAUUGAAAACAAAAGAGGUUAAGGACGAAAAAGACUUAUCGCUAGUAGAAAGAAUCCUGGCUAGUGAACCAAACCCAAAAACUGCCACAAUCUUAGCUCUAGAUCUCAUUUUAGUUGGGAUAGAUACAAUUUCCAUGGCUGUCUGUUCUAUUUUGUACCAAAUUGCAACAAGACCUGACCAGCAGCAAAAAUUGUACGAAGAACUCAGACGAGUUAUGCCAGAUCCACGUGAACCCCUAGAUUCGAACAAGUUAGAAGAAAUGGUAUUCUUGAAAGCUUUCGUCAAAGAGGUUUUCAGGGUGUACUCAACUGUUAUCGGUAAUGGAAGAACACUUCAAGAAGACAUGAUUCUUCUAGGAUACAAAGUACCAAAAGGGGUUCAGGUUGUCUUUCCUACAGUGGUAACUGGAAACAUGGCGGAAUACGUUAGCGAAGCUGACCAGUUCUACCCAGAAAGGUGGAUGAAAGGAGGGGAUGAAAAUUUCAAGCUUCACCCUUUUGCCUCCCUUCCAUAUGGUUAUGGAGCCAGGAUGUGCCUUGGCAGGAGAUUCGCAGAUUUGGAAAUACAAGUUCUUCUGGCCAAACUCAUCCGAACUUACAAACUGGAAUUCAACCACAAACCCCUUGAAUAUAAAGUUUCUUUUAUGUACGCACCCGAUGGUGAACUGAGAUUCAAGAUGACGAAGAGGAAAGAUUGAACAAACCCAAAUACUAUAUUUCUGUACCUUAAUGUUGAAAUCUCCAUGACAAAUU